Lucilia sericata (common green bottle fly) is the source of this 1742-nucleotide messenger RNA. RefSeq names its product ras-related protein Rab-14 (gene RabX6). Gene Ontology annotation, cellular component: endosome. The coding region runs from base 335 to 988 and encodes 217 amino acids. The transcript is spliced from 2 exons. Gene Ontology annotation, biological process: regulation of endocytosis. The record is from RefSeq and is a predicted model, not a curated record. Gene Ontology annotation, molecular function: GTP binding; GTPase activity. Lineage: Eukaryota; Metazoa; Arthropoda; Insecta; Diptera; Calliphoridae.
UAGUGCAAAGUGAAUGCAAGUUUCAUGACUUCUUUAAUAACAGUGCUAACACAACUCAUUCUAAAUGCCUUCCUAAAUUCGAAAUUCUCGCAUAAACACAUGAUCCCUAAUGACACGCUAAUGUUAUUAAAAUCAUGCAUGUUUCACCUAAAUCGAACCACUUCGUCAUCACUUGCACUCUUUGUCAUGUAACUUUUUGCUGGGAUCCUUUGGAAACCACCUAAAUAUUCGGUGUAUUAUUAAUUUAUUUUUCCCACACACAAAUCGCGAAAAAUAAUUAAAAUUAUUUAUUAAAUCAAUAAGUAAAGUUAUUGGCUUUAAACAAGAGAAUAUUAUGGCCAAAGUAAGAAUACCCAAACAGAAGGUAAUAUUGUGCGGUGAUUAUGGAGUUGGCAAAAGUUCUUUGUUUCGACGUUUUACCAAUAAUACAUUUGUGACGGACACCGACCGCAAGUCUACAUUGGGUUUAGACCAUAUUGACAAAGAUUAUCGCAUAGAUGACAAACAAAUAAAGUUACAAUUGUGGGAUACUGGCGGUAUGGAAAGGGUGGCCUCGGUUACCUCUUCCUAUUACAAAUUUGCCGAGGGAGCUAUUUUGGUGUUUGCCUUAGAUAGUGCCGCCUCUUUUCACUCUUUGUCACAGCAUCUAUUGGACAUAGUGACGUAUGCAGAAAAUGCUAAAAUUUUCAUUUGUGGCAAUAAGUCUGACCUGGAGGGACGGGAGCCUGAAGUCACCGAUGCUGAGGUAGAGGCAUUUUGUGAACAGUGUCAUACACUUAUAAGUGCCACUUAUAAGACAUCUUGUAAAACCGGCGAGGGCAUAGAGGAAAUGUUUGAGGAUAUUUCCCGUUUACUAGUAGAAGCGAAUCGUUCAAAAAUGGAUUUACAGGCCAGCAUGGAACAGCAUGGUUUUCAAAUCGUAGCCGGCCAAGUGGAACUAAUGGACGGUGUUGAUGAGGGCGAGGAAGCCUCUAGUUGUGUUUGCUAGCAAAUGGCCGAACUGGAGUUCGGUUAAGGAGCCAGUGCCAAGUAUAAUUGAUAUAAGGGUGGUUGGGGUUUGUAAUUUAGCAACCCCAGGAGGGUGGUACUUUUGUAAAGGUAUUACUCAUAUUCAUAAGAGGUCUCAAUUUGUCAUUCUAAUACGAUUUCAUUUAACAGUUUUGUAAAAGCUUUAAUUUAUAAUUUAUAUUAACUUAAUAUAGGUUUAUUAAUCAUCACAUAUUAUUAAAAAAGAAUCAAAUAUUUAUAACUUUUAUAUUCAUAUAAAGAAAGAAAAUCAUUAUUGUUAUUAUCCGACCUAACAGACUUGCUAAUCCAAAUGAUUGAAAUUUCGCAAUUACAUAUUAUUAAAAUUCUAAAUUUUUUAAUUCUGUUUCAAAACUGUAUUUCGGAAAUUUGUAUAUCAAAAUUUAGCCAUUAUAUUUUGAAAUUCUUAUUUGCAUUUUAAAACAUAAUUUUAAAUUCGAGUUAAAUUUUUUAAUAAUUCAAAAUUGCUUCCACUUUUGAUCGGAAUGAAAUUCUGUUAUUAGGCAGGUAUAUAUAAAAAACGUCCAUUAAUCAUGAAUUUUGAAAAAAAAACUAAUAACAUUUAAAAAAAAUCAAUAUUUGUAAACUUAAGAUUUCGAUAGUAGAAAGCCCGGCUUAAAAUGUAGAUAAAGUAGUGCUGCUUUAUAUUUAAGUUCAAUAAACUACAACAACACAGGAUGGUUUAAAAACCCUUUUUAUCUCAUUUAAAAAAAAAA